UUCAAGUGUUUUUUAGAAAAAGCAAUGGAUUUCACGAAACUUUUAGAUGAUACCAGAGUACUUCUCAAUGAUUGCGUUGCUGACGAGCGUGAAAAUAUUACUUUUGCGGGUCGACGUAGUCUUUUGAGUAACACAACAGUUGGUUUUGAUCAUACGUUUUUAUCAGCCAAGAGGCAGACAAUGAACGAAACCACAUUUGUUGCUAAUGAGCACUCAGGAAAUACUAUGGCCCUAAGAAGUUGCCAAAAUUUUGCCGAAAUUAUGAAAGAUAAUGAGAUGCUGUCUACAAUGGACAAAAUUGAGAAAUUUAUUGACUUUCUCACUUUUGAGCUUUCGAUAGUUAAAGAAUCCGAUCGCAGUUUACCCUCAAAUCUUUUUCUACAGCUUGAGUUGAAUACUUGGAAAUUGUUACUUUUCCUUUCCCAAACCCGAUUAAUGGAUGAAAACGAAAAUAUUGAUGUUCAAAAAAUUCUUGAAAGUAAUUAUAGCCACAAAGUAAUAAGCAACGCGCUUAAUAGCUCAAAGCAAGAACUGAAAGAAGUUGGAACUCUGAUUCACUGGCUAGAAUCGAUCUAUGCGAAGCCAUCAAUUGCGCCUCCAGUCGGAUUCACUUACCUGGAAGAUACUAUUCAUGAGUUGGCCGCUAAAUCGAAAAAGGGAGAAUCACAAUACCACGUAGAUAUUGAGUUUGACCCGAAUCUGAAAGUAGGUGCAGGUGAUAGAAGCAACGUUGACGCUUUUAUGCGCUUUGCUUUUUCGCUAAUUCGUAGCGGUAAAUUUUCCGAUAUGGAGCAGUUUGCCAUCAAAAUGGGGUUCACGUGGCUUCUACCUGUACUAGAGGGUAGUAAAUUAUUUGAUGACCCUAAUUACAAAAGAUUUGCGACCAGCAACGAGGAGAAAAGUCCUUCAGGUAACAAAAAUAGACAUCUUUGGAGGCAAGUUGUUACUGAAAUAGUCAAAAAUCCGUCCAUCAAUAGCUUCGAAAAAGCUAUUUAUGCUUAUUGCAGUGGAAAUAUAGAUGCCCUUUUAGUAGUUGCUAAAACUUGGGAAGAUAAGCUUUGGAGUUACUUAGUUUGUCUCAAAUCAGCGGUCGAAAAUUACAACAUUUCUCUCUACGCUGCUGAAAAUCAAGAUACAAUGCUUGAAGAGCCCGAAAUUGAUUUCCGGGAUAUUUUCAUGAAAGUUGAUGCUGUCGAGGAAACACGGGAAAAACAUGAAUUGAGGUCAUUUUUCCGUGGUUUGCAAGCUUGUGUAAUCUUAAAUAGUUUGGAUACUUCUCUUGUUGCAAAACUAGAGAAUCUAGAAUGCUCUGAAGAAUCUAUGUCUCUUCUUUGGAAUCGGUUUAGUGCUACCUUCUGCAUUGUGGUAUCGCAGUUGUUCAGCACUUCACUUGAAGAUACAAUUGAUCGGUUUGUGACUAAUUUAGGCGCCUUUUUAGUGACGUCAUCUCAGUUCAUGACAAUUAUGCCAUUUUUGAAAUAUACAGCCGACCCUGAAAGUGUAUGUCUUAAGUUGCUCGUAAAUUCGAAACUAGCAACUCAUAAUAGUUUUCUUAAUGAGCUUGAAAAAGAUGGUUUCGAUACUUGUGCGAUACGAAAGCAAUUAAUAGAGCACUAUCAAGGCAAUUAUCAUCCUCAAGAAAACGAAGUUGAAGAAAUAAAUAACGAAGAGGUAUUACUCAUUGAUUCGACGCUGAAACUUCGAAAGGGUUCCGAAAACCCGAUUGAAUUUUUAUGCGCCGUGAACUCUCUUGGUAGAAAAUUUCUUGGAAUGAAAAGAUACCAAGCGGCCCAUAAAUUGCUGUCGGAAGUUCCGAGAUCGAUAAUAGAAGAAACUCUUGCAUUUUACAAAAAUGUCUCUAUGUCUGUCCAAUCAGUGGUUGAACUGCCCAAUCGGGAGUCAAAUAUUCUGCACGAGUUUCUCGACUUAAGAAAUGUUGCGCUUAUGAUCCUCGAUUUGGAUCAAAUUAGAAACGCUUUCAAUCGCAGUACCCUUGAAAACGGAGAAAUUAGUUUAAAUAUAGACCACGAAACAACAAGAGAUCUUAUUGCGGUUAUUGAAAAAGUUUACCAGACUUUGAGUUUGGAGAAAGGAUGGCUUUUGGAUGAAUUUGACUUAGAACGGACUAACGACUCAUACUUUACGGACAUGCGAACAAGACAAAUUCAACUCGUUCGUUCAAUUGCAAUUCCGGAUAUAGUUAUAAAGUCGCUAAAAUUGUUGAAAGAUCACAAUCUGUUCAGCAUUGUGCAAAGUUUGAUGGUUUGCUUGAUGAGCGAAGAGAAUAAAUUGAUCGAACUUUUCAGCCCUGAAACUCUGGAAAUUGUGAACGAAGUUGUGCUUGAUGUCGAUAUAAUAGAAGAUGUUUUGAUCAGUCAUUAAUAUAUGCGUGUAUUAAUUAAAGUAACUUGUUGUUUUGGAUUUGUUGAGUUGAUUAUCUGCCAAUUUAUCAAU
Symsagittifera roscoffensis is the source of this 2454-nucleotide messenger RNA. RefSeq names its product nuclear pore complex protein Nup107-like. Gene Ontology annotation, molecular function: structural constituent of nuclear pore. The transcript has a single exon. Gene Ontology annotation, biological process: mRNA export from nucleus; post-transcriptional tethering of RNA polymerase II gene DNA at nuclear periphery; protein import into nucleus. Gene Ontology annotation, cellular component: nuclear pore; nuclear pore outer ring. Bases 25 to 2382 code for a protein of 785 amino acids. NCBI's taxonomy places the organism in Eukaryota, Metazoa, Xenacoelomorpha, Acoela, Convolutidae. The record is from RefSeq and is a predicted model, not a curated record.